Messenger RNA from Exophiala aquamarina CBS 119918, 1296 nucleotides. RefSeq lists its product as uncharacterized. NCBI's taxonomy places the organism in Eukaryota, Fungi, Ascomycota, Eurotiomycetes, Chaetothyriales, Herpotrichiellaceae. The annotation marks the transcript as partial. The record is from RefSeq and is a predicted model, not a curated record. The transcript has a single exon.
CCCAUCUCAAUUUCUCCAUCCUUAGUCCCUCCCACAAGGUCACGGACAAAACCAAUCACAGCACUGCACCAGCAGACUCCUUUCCUUUCAAUUCUGCCCCAUGACAUCCACUACGUCCUCGCCAUCAAAUACCUCGACUUUGACACCCUUCUCGCACUACGCCAGACAUGCACAACUAUGUUCGAUUUGCUAAAUGCCGAUCUUGUCCACAGAGUUCGCUCAGAAUUCGUGCAGAAGUCUCUGGAUCUCGAAAUGAAACGAUUCCGCGACUAUCGCACCAUCUACCCCCGCCAACGCCUUGGGGCCCUGUGGGAUCUCCUCUAUGCCGCCUUCGAUUUUAGGCUGAUUGAGCGUCCCGCGAAAGAACUACGUUGCUAUGGCUGUCUCGAGGUGAAGCCGUUAUGGUGCUUCGUCGAGCGCAUGAGUAAUAAAGGCACUGGGCUCGGUGCCAAGUCUGCGCGCGACCGGCUCUGCAAGAAUUGCAUGCGCCGCUAUCGCGAUGUGGAAGGUCAAUGGUGGAAGGAGAAUUGGGUCAAGAAGAGUGACACAGUAAGGAAAGCCAGUCGCCUGACACGGGUGAAGCGUUGGGCUCUGGAGGGCAAGAGCCUCUUAAACCCUGCAGAGGAGAUUGGCGUGUGCUCUUGCUGUGGUAGCGGCACAUUUGAACUAUGGUGGGGCUGCGUAGCAUGUUUCGAGCUAGAAGAGAAACGACGCAGGGAAGAGGACUUGAUAGAAUAUGACGGUGUUGGGAGGAAAAUCAUCAACGUGGUGGAGUCCUGGCGGGCAAGGAAGGAAGCGAAACGAAGAUCUCAACAAUCUCUUAGGGAUCGGAGGUCUCAACGAUGGUGGAUGCCCGCCAAGAAUCUCAAGUUUCACUGGGAAGGUGGCGUAGCCGAACGCAAGGCCGCAUUGCUCGAGUGGAAGGACAAUAAGAGUCAGAAGAUGUCUGGAGUUGGAUACUCGAAACAAACCUUUGGAGCAAGCCGAAGCUUGGAAGACCAAGACCGGAAACCUCGAUGGCGAGCUAUUGAACAAACCCCACUGCCUAAGAGCCGUCGUGAAGCGAGGUGCUCAAGCUGUUGGGUUCCGAACUGCCCGCGAAGAACGUAUAUCUUAGGUCUGGCAUACGAGCGGCCCUUACCACGCGAGCGCUGGUGCAGUGGAUGCCAGCAGGAUUUUGACAACCGAUAUGCCAAGAAAAGAGAUAUGAAACGACGUAGGAGAUCGCUCAAUCGUGACGCGGAAGGCAUUUUCAGCGCCUCUUGGGACGAUGGUCUCGGGAAUCUCUUUGACGAG